ACAAAUGUUGUGCACCAAAAACAAUACGCAUGUUAAAUUUUUUCAUUAAUAAUCAAACCCUCUCUCAUUCUCAAAUCUCAACUCUCAACCAAUCUCAACCAACUUCGUUAUUUAUGAGUAUCACUCUAUAAAAGAGUGUGCCUGCUUUAGAGUUGAGAAAACAUUGGAAACGUUAUUCUGGUUUUCAACACUGAGUGAACAAGUUCAAAGAUGGAGAGUGAGAGUGAUCAGAAUAACGAGAUUAUUGAAGAAGCGUCGAAUGGAAAUAAUAAUAAUAACAACACUAUUUCAUCUAGUUCACGAUGGAAUCCAACGAAAGAACAAAUAAGUGUUUUGGAGAAUUUGUAUAAGCAAGGAAUAAAAACUCCGAGUGCUGAUGAAAUACAACAGAUAACCGCUAGGCUUAGAGCGUAUGGUCACAUCGAAGGAAAGAAUGUCUUUUACUGGUUUCAGAAUCACAAAGCUAGACAGAGACAGAAGCAGAAGCAAGAAAAUAUUGCUUAUUUCAAUCGCUUUCUUCAUAGACCUCAACCCAUUUUUCCUUCACCAAUCUGUCCCAAUCCUAUCUGUGCACCAUAUUGUGUACCACAGCAACACAGUCAUGAAUUCAGUUAUUACACUCAAAAUCCAAAACUGCUUCUACCUGCGGUAGGUUAUAGAAGGAACCAAGGUGAAAAAGUUAUGUCAAAUGUCUGCAAUAAUCCAAUGGUAUAUGAAAACAGCAUGCAAAAGAGAAUAUCGGAAUAUGAAACGUUGGAUCUGUUUCCUGUGCAUCCAACUGGCAUAUUGGAAGGGAAAACAACUGACCAGGUGUCUUCUAUUGUUUCCGUUUCCGCUGAUAGUUCCACUGAUACAAAUUCUGGUUCUCCUCAUCAUGUUAUCAAUCAACAGAAUCAACCCUUCUUUGACUUUUUUAAUAAUUCUGCAGGACAAGGUUCUUAGGUUAGUUUCGAUGUUGUUUAAUGUUUCUGGCUGAAAGUACAAACGUGCAACUUUGUGUUCCACAUUUUGUUAUCAUUCAAUGAUAUGGGUUUAUGUUAUUUAGGGUAUUACUAUAUUUUACUUCCUCAUUCUUUCAUGCAUGAAGUCCAUCUAUAAAAUAAUA
Lathyrus oleraceus (garden pea) is the source of this 1105-nucleotide messenger RNA. Its product is annotated as WUSCHEL-related homeobox 2. NCBI's taxonomy places the organism in Eukaryota, Viridiplantae, Streptophyta, Magnoliopsida, Fabales, Fabaceae. Gene Ontology annotation, molecular function: DNA binding; DNA-binding transcription factor activity. Gene Ontology annotation, biological process: plant organ development. Bases 211 to 942 code for a protein of 243 amino acids. The transcript has 2 exons. The record is from RefSeq and is a predicted model, not a curated record.